Molecule: messenger RNA, 447 nt
Organism: Heterobasidion irregulare TC 32-1
Lineage: Eukaryota; Fungi; Basidiomycota; Agaricomycetes; Russulales; Bondarzewiaceae
Exons: 1
Coding region: 1-447 (148 amino acids)
Source: RefSeq, a predicted model, not a curated record
AUGGCGCCGUUCCAAUCCCGGUCACACGUCCCUUUUACGUCUUCCUUCACCGCCAUCGGCCGGCCCCUCCCGCCCAGUUGCCAGUCAUCCCCGGUCGCCCCGGCCGCGUUCUGCCACUUGCUCUUUUUUGGAAGUUUCCUGGCACACUGCCUUGUUGGCCCUGCCGGCACUGGCUCUGGCUCUGGCUCUGGCACUGGCUCUGGCACUAUUAGCACUGCGUGCCCAGCGCUCAGCACCGUUGCCGAGGACCCGCAACGACGCAACACGUUCCAGCUCCAGGCCAGUCCCGCGAGCGCCUCUGAAUUCCGGGGGGCCAAACCUCCCCGCUCUCCCGCGCGCGGGUUUAUCAGCUUGCAACGCCAGCCUGACCCCGGCUUGAUGCGGCGACGUUCGCGUCCUAUCUGCGCGCACAGACACGCACGCACAUGCCCAUCUGCCACGCCAUAA